Molecule: messenger RNA, 1685 nt
Organism: Bactrocera latifrons
Lineage: Eukaryota; Metazoa; Arthropoda; Insecta; Diptera; Tephritidae
Gene: Cpr67B
Exons: 2
Coding region: 521-1306 (261 amino acids)
Cellular component (GO): chitin-based extracellular matrix
Molecular function (GO): structural constituent of chitin-based larval cuticle
Source: RefSeq, a predicted model, not a curated record
UUAAUAUCGUUUGUAUGAAAUAUACAGUAAUGCAGUAUGUAGUUUUUGUAACCGAUCGAAUUGCGUAGACGAGUGCAUGAAAGUCCAGUGGAAGUAGCUUUGGUCACUAGAGGAGAAGCCAGAUAAAAUUAUAUAUACAUAUGUAUGUAUUUAUUAACGAUGAGUUGUUUAUAUUGACGUAGAAUUAGAAUAUGUGUCUGAGCAAGAAACUGGCACUAUUCUCUUGAAAUUUUGACACUGGUCGAUAGAUGAGACGGACGAUGAUGCUGUAUGAUUAGCUGGGAGAAUCUUCAUUUAAAACAAGUUAUUUUGCAUAUUCAGAUUUUGUGAGUUUUAUAGAUUUUGUUAAAUGUUUUUACGUUUCGUCUCAAUUUUCAUAUCUUCAAUAUAAGAAGCGAUCAAUUUUGAGAUUCCACACUAUUCGCGAAAUAACUACAGUUGUGUAAAGUAGUAAAGACAAUACGAUACGACAAGUAUUUUAUUUUAUAUUUUCAAAUAGGCUUUUGCAGCAAAUAGCGAGAUGAAAUUAAGAAUUUUUACCGUUUUCUUGUUGGCGCUAGCAACCCCAAUUCUUGCUGAAAAUAUCUUCAAGAUUAAUAUUUCACCAGAGGAAGCCCAACAAUUUCUGAACAGUGCAAAUCUUCGAGGUCUAGACAAUAUUGACUACGCUCCUAAGACAAGUGAAAACGAGCUGCCAGAAUCUCGCAAUGAAAAAGGUGAGUUCGUAUACAUGGGUCGUGUGAUAGAUCACCCUGAGGAAUAUGUGGAAGAACAUUAUGACGCUCACCAAUAUCAUGGACAGGACGGAUUAGGCCAAUAUGUGUAUGGUUAUCGUGAUUGGAAUCAGGGCAAGAAUGAAAAGAAGGACGAAUCAGGCACAGUAAGUGGUUCAUAUAAGUAUGUCCAACCCACUGGUCGAGAUUUUGUGGCCAAAUACUACGCGGAUCGUACAGGAUUUCAUGUCGACGAUAACCGACCAGCCUAUUUGAAGGAGCCUGCCACCAAGACACCGGCAGUUCGCAAAGCAGAGGAAGAGCAUUUCAAACUGUGGGGUGAAUUAGCAGCUGCCAACGGUAACAACCCUGAUCCAUUUGCUCCUGAAUAUCAACAGCAACGCAAUGAACCUGCGGAAUCGGAAUACAAGGAAUAUGUUCAUCAAGAACCACCCUAUGUUCCUGGACCUGAGGAAACUGGUCCUCCACAAGGCUUCUUCUACGCUUUUGACUAUAAUGUACCCCUAUUGCGAAACAAGAAGGAACGCGAAGAGUUGGAGCAUCUCCGAGCGGAAAAUAAUAAUAAUGAGUGACAUAUAAGUUUAUUUAAUAUAAUCGAUAUACAAUCAAUUGUCUUUUAUAUUAUUCAUUCAUUUAGUUGACUUUAAAAGUAUGUGCAAUGAAAACGCUAAACUAAACUGAAAUGAGAAGCUUGUCUUAUAAAAAUAUAAUUGUGAAUUACGUUUCGUUGUUAAUUCAGUAAUAAAAAAAGAAAAGAAUAAUGUCCUCAUAACAAUUUUUACCAUAAGUGCUACAUAGAUAUAUAGGUUAUUAUUCAUAAUUACCAUCUAAAAUAUUAUAUAACCUUUUUGAAUGUGUUGAAAACAUGUAUUUAUGCAACCGAAAUGUUUAGAACAAAAAGUAAAAUAAAUUUAUUGUUCCGCGAAAAGAUGAAUAUCAAUUUCGAAGUAA